Messenger RNA from Marchantia polymorpha subsp. ruderalis, 1961 nucleotides. NCBI's taxonomy places the organism in Eukaryota, Viridiplantae, Streptophyta, Marchantiopsida, Marchantiales, Marchantiaceae. The record is from the annotation of a GenBank genome assembly.
UCUCGGAGGGUUCCGUUCGCUCAUCUGGGGUUUCAGUCUCCGAACAGCCAGUGCCAUCACUGAGUCUCGGAGAGUUCGGUUGCUGCUCAGAAUGGGGGUCCCGCAUUUGUCGAUUCACGUCCUGAAUUGUCGCUGUUGGAACUGAGUGGCGGAUUAGGUUCUAGAAGGCACGAGUGGCUUCGCGGUCGGAGCAAUUCCGGAAACCAGUAUAUCAGAAUCGGUCCAGCAUCCGAGGACGGGUGAAUUGCCCGAAGGUGCGCACGCGAGGGCAGGAUCACACUCUCAUGGAAAGCUCUCCUUGAUCCAGUGCAUUGGGACUGGAGAGGAGGAGGGCGGGCGUUGCCGUGGGAGCCUUGCGCGAGCAGCAGCAGCAGGAGAAGAAGACGAUGGAAACUCUAUCGCGCCUGCAGUCAGUGCAAGCAACUCUGGAGCUCAUGCAGGAGCAUUCUCUCCUCGCGGAUGGAGGGGGAUCAUCGGAUCUGUUCGUGGCGGACUUUCUCCUCUUCCUCAAACAGAAUUGCAACGACGCCAAGGACAUCUUGCAACGCUGCGUCACAUUGCUCAGCUUCUUGCCCGAGAUUUCGUUCCACUUCUUGCAGGAUUUGUUGGGCGGAGAAGUCCCACCGCCCGAAGAUGAGAUUAACUACUACCGAGUCGAAAUUCCACAGAUCGAGGGCGAUGAGAUCGAGAAUUUCUCGUCCCCGGCCGCAGCUGGCAAGCCCAGAGCCGGAAAGGAUAGGGCAGACAAGGCCCCGAUGGCCGCGGACGGGCGUCCGGCCGGCGGGCUCUUGAAGGCCGCGCCUGCGGUCGGGCUCAAGGCCAUGGAGAAGGCGCGAUCCACUUUGGAGGACUUCUGCAGGUCGUACUUCAUGUUCCACGACAUGGACGCACGCGAUCCCGCGCACGUCUUCAAAUUUCUGCCCAUUCUCCAGUUCGUCGAGUCCUACAUCUACGACCUCGACGAGAGUAAUGAGGACGAGCUGCACCGAUCGGUUCAGUUCGUGGCAAGAGGUGCUCUCGAGAGGAGCUUUUCUCUGAGGUCGGUCGAUGAGCCUCGAGAAACAGCUCAUCUCUUCACCGGAGAGAGCUCUUCAGGUUCUGCUGCUUAUUUUCAAUCCUGCUCCGACGAAGAAUUGGAAGCCCACGAUGGUGAGCUCGACGGGCUCCGCUCGGGGGUCGAUCCACUCGGAGAGUUGAGGGAUGUUCUGAGCAGCAGAGGGUUGAUGACGGACAGGAUAGAAGCCGAGCUGAGAGAUGGAGUAGAGUAUUGGAAGCUGGAAAGAAAGCUCUGUGGAUUAGUGACGAUGGGUAGGAAGGUGAACAUGCAGGAUGUCUUCAAGACGAUCGAAUUGAAGUCAUUCGACUUUCGUAUUCUCAAUAAUCUCCUCUACUCGUUGACACAUAGGAUGGUCGAUGAAACUCACAUGGAGUUUCUGAGGGUGGCCGAGUUCCUCGUAGAGAUUGCGGAUGACUUGUUUGACUACGAGGAUGACGUACGGAAGAACAGCUUCAAUGUCCUGCGAAUGCUGGUUUAUGCAUGCGGGCCUACUGAGGCUCCAGCAGUUCUCGCAAACUUCAUCAGCACUAAAGAACGGGAGUAUCAGCGAUUGCUGGAUAAGCUAGAGCCAGGUUUGGCCGAGCGGUUUCAGGAAAGAUGUAAGGAGGCUGCCAAGGAGGGUGGGUUCAAGGAGACCUCUAAGUCGGGGUCCUGGGGAGCCUGGACCAUACCUCCUCUCAUAGUGGACGAAGUUGCAUUCAGGGCCCAUUCGAGCUGCGAAUCAGCUCCAUACAUCAGAGAGGUGUAGGGUCAGAAGAUGGAGGAGAUAAAUCUCAGUUUUCAGUCAAUUAGUCCAACUCUCUUCAUCGUCUUGUCGGCAGUUUUGAAAGGAUUGGAGGUUUUGUUUUGUAAGUUGCUGUUUUUCUAUACACACCAGAGCUUCGUCUGCGAUCAGACUCUUAUC